Messenger RNA from Paramecium tetraurelia, 1449 nucleotides. RefSeq lists its product as uncharacterized. NCBI's taxonomy places the organism in Eukaryota, Ciliophora, Oligohymenophorea, Peniculida, Parameciidae. Gene Ontology annotation, molecular function: MAP kinase activity; ATP binding. The record is from RefSeq and is a predicted model, not a curated record. Gene Ontology annotation, biological process: intracellular signal transduction; protein phosphorylation. The transcript has 5 exons. Gene Ontology annotation, cellular component: cytoplasm; nucleus.
AUGAAUAAGUAUGAGAUCAUAGGAGUUGUUGGAGAAGGAGCUUAUGGAAUAGUUCUGAAAUGUAGAAAUAAAGAAACAAAUGAAUGUGUCGCAAUAAAGAAAUUCAAAGAGACAGAAGAUGAUGAGACAGUUAAGAAAAGUAUAUAAAGAGAGGUGAAAAUGCUGAGAUUGCUAAAACAUCCAAAUAUUAUCUAGCUUAAGGAAGCAUUUAAAAAAAAGGGCAAAAUAUUUCUGGUAUUCCAAUUCGUGGAUAGAAACCUAUUGGAGCUAUUGGAAGAAAGAAAAUAAUUAGACUAGGAAAGCAUCAAACGAGUAGUAUUCUAAUUAGUUUUGGCUAUUCAUGCAUGUCAUUAAGUUGGGAUUGUACAUAGAGACAUAAAACCGGAAAAUUUGUUAGUUGAUAACGAAUUGAAUAUAAAAUUGUGCGAUUUUGGUUUUGCCAGAACAAUAUAAUGUCAAGAGUAGUUAACAGAUUAUGUGGCAACAAGAUGGUAUAGAUCUCCAGAACUAUUGAUCUCAAAUAAUUAUGGUAGACAAGUGGAUAUCUGGGCAAUCGGAUGCAUAAUGGGAGAGUUAAUAGAUGGUUAGCCCCUAUUUCCAGGUGAGAAUGAGAUGGAUCAAUUGUAUUUGAUUUAAAAAAUUAUUGGGCCUUUGACUCAAGAGUAGAUGGAAAGAUUUUAAAAAAACCAAAGGUAUUUAGGGAUGAAAUUUCCAGACAUAAUUAAGAGUGAAACAAUAGAGAAAAGAUAUUAAGGCAAGAUGUGUAAUAAAGGUUUGAAUUUUUUAAAAUCUUGUUUAAUAAUGGAUCCAAAUAAAAGGUUGACAGCCCUUGAAUGUUUAGAACAUUCAUAUCUACAGGAAUUUUGGAACAAAGAGAUUGAAAACAGACCAAAAAGCAAUUUCCAAAGAAGAAUUAGUUGUGAAAGGGAUGAUUCCAAACCAAACAUAAUUAAUUAAUAUGAUUUAGGUGACUCGAAACCAAAGAAAAUCUUAGAAAAGGCUAUUCCAUAAACUAUUUAGAAUUAAACCUUAAUUUAGAAAUAAGUUUAUAAUUAUAGAAUUGGCGAUGAUAUAUCAGAAUUUGGAAAGGAAGGGGAGGACACUAAAUCUUAAAUGCAUAAGACUUUCAAUUAGUCAUUUAAAAUAAAGUUUAAUGACACUCUUCCAUAAAGUAGAUUAGGAUCAGAAUAAGAUAAAAGAAUUAAUCGUAUCAUUGGAUUGCCUGGAGUUAAAGAUGAUCCUAAACAGCAACAUUAACAUAUCUUAGAACAUCAACCAAAAUAAUAAUCUUCAUCUAUUACCAAAUCCCCACAAAAGAGAAAUUCUAUAUAAUAACCAUCUUUUCAUGUCCAAGGCUAGUAUAAUUUGUAACCACAAAAACUGAAUUUAGUCUAUAAUGCCAAUACAUAUAACUAUUCAAUAAAAAAGUCAUACAUCUCUAAAAAAUGA